Molecule: messenger RNA, 4125 nt
Organism: Manis javanica (Malayan pangolin)
Lineage: Eukaryota; Metazoa; Chordata; Mammalia; Pholidota; Manidae
Source: RefSeq, a predicted model, not a curated record
UCAGAUAGUAGGUGUGCUUAAAGCUUAGGGUUCGUGUCUUUUAAGGAUUUCAAGAAUGGGAUAAAGGAACAGGGGAGCAUAGGCUUGACGUGGUGUCAUGGUGUCUCUCUGGUGAGAGACAUUAUACCAUCAUCCAUUACAGUCCUCCAGAUAUUCUGUAAGAUUAAUUUAACACAAAGAAUUUAUUGAUCCUGUUUUUUUCCAAGAUAGUGGUGACCCUUGAGCAGUGGAAACAUGCCAUUGAGGGCUGCUUGCCCCACCUUAAGAUAGGGUCAGUUGCUUGCUAAUCACCAUUAAAUAUGUUAGAUAGCUUAUCUCCUAACUCCUGUUUUUUAAAAUGGAAUCUUAGCCUUAAGAUGGAGUCACUCCAUUCUUACUACACUGUUUAUAUCUCAGUAUUUUUCACCAUAGGCAGGAAAAGUUAACCAUGAUGCUUCUCCCAGGUCCCUGCCCUGCCUCAAGAGCAAAUAGAAAUCAUGUUUUUGAAUUUUUCCUGCACUUCUUGCAUCUCGGUUGUUGCUUUGGUGUCACGUGCAACCAGGCUUACAGUGCCCCCAUCUUAUAACACUGCUCAAAGAUCAGUGUGCCAAUCAAAGUUACUGAGGCCCUGCCCCAGGGCAAGGCCUUGGUUAGGUGCUGUGGGGAGGCAUGGACUACAGGGAGUGAUGCUCGAUAUGCAAGCUUCUGGUUUUGUGGGGCAACGAAACAUUGCAUGAGUGACGAGGCUGUCUGGCAUUAGCCAAGGAUGAAUUUGCCUAGUGGAGAUAUUUGCUCACCCUCCUUCUGUUGGUCUCAGAGGCAGAUGCCACUGAGUUUGGUCUGAAUGCUGUAGGCCCUGCCUAGCAGCUCGCUAGCUCUGCCUCCUGCUCAAGGGGUGGGAAAGACAAAUGUGCCCAGGGAGCCCUCUAAAAUGGCCUUAGUGGGAAGACAGGAAAGAGGGUGGCUGCAGAUUGUUGUCUAAGGAAAAAGGAGGCCAAACCGGAUGGCAGGAUGCGGCAGCAGCAGAUUUGGGGACUGGCACAGCUCAGUCUGAGAAGCUAAGAGCCCACGGAUGAUGAAACAAAGCACUACAAAAGCAGCAGCUGAAGCCCACCAGCUCAGCCCCCACAGCUGGACUUCUGAAAAGCAGAUCAUUGCAAAUGGGAAGGCACAGAAGUGAAGGACAUUAUUUCACAAUGGUAAAGAAAUCUAUGAGAAAGGCUAGCAAAAUGGUAAAGAAAUCCAGAGAAAGGGCACAUCCUUUAACAUGCCACUCCUUCCCUCUCUAAAAUCUUUGCUCAAUCCUAGGCCCACAAGGCCUCUCUCCCUUUCCAAAGCUCACUGCUUGCCUGACCUGUAUUCAGCACUUCAGCCAGUCAGUAACAUGGUCCUCCGUUGCCCAAGCACCCAGCUAUCCUUCCCCAAGAAUCUGCCAGGAGUUGUGUUGAUGGAAGAGACUCGGUUCUUACUCCUGGAGGUCUUGUAGUGCAGGGAGGUGUGCUGAGCCAGUGUGGUGGGUGAGAUUGAAAUAAUCUCCAAUCAAUGCGACAUUACUUGCAAAAAAAAUGUUUUUGUCAGGUAUUAUCCAUUGUAUACACAUGCUCCAUCUAGCCUCCACUCCAGCACUAGGAGAUGAAAUGUGACUGAGCUGAACUAAUUGUGAUCAUCUCACUCCCAUUGGCCGGGGCUGGUCCAGAAGUGGCCAUGUGACCCAGUUCUGGCCAUUGAUAUAUCAGUAGAAAUCUGUUGAGUGGAGCAAACACUCAUUCUUCUACGGAAAAGGGAGUAAUAAAUGUGUCCAGGGCUUAAUUCCUCCCUUUCUUGAUGGAAUGUGGAUGCGAUGUCUGGAGAUGCAUAGCCAUUUGAGCUCAUGAGGCCAGCCUGUGCAAAAGUGGCAGAACACACCUAGAGAGUGAGCAUGGGUCUCUGACAGCAUCGUUACCCAGUUGAACAGGUUACUUCCUGGCUUUGUGUUAGGUGGGAAAAAUGGCUAUUUUCUUACUAGCCCUGAAGUGCACCCUUAAUGAUAAUUUCCUAAAUGAUUUUUUUAACUUACAAAAAUAAUUUUCUUAGAGGCUCCAGGGGCAGCAGCGGUGGAGUGGGAAGUGGGUGCUGUCAUCAGGCCGACCCUCAUGUUCUGGUCCUGUGCUGGGCUUCCCCCGGUGGCGCUGCGGGCCAGGAGGGUCGGCCACCAGGCGUAGGACUUGCUGUUGUGACCAAAUAUAUUACAAAGGGCUGGAAAGAAGUCAAUGAAUUGUAUAAAGAAAAGGCACUUUCUGUGGAGACUGAAAAGUUAUAGAAGUAUCUGGAGGCUGUAGAAAAAGUGAAGUGUACAAAAGAUGAACUGGAAGUCAUUCAUCUAAUAGAAGAGCAUAGAUUAGUUAGGGAACAUCUUCUAACAAAUCACUUGAAGUCUGAAGAGGUAUGGAAGGCUUUGUUACAAGAAAUGCCUCUUACUGCAUUACUAAGGAAUCUAGGAAAAAUGACUGCCUUUUCAGUGCUUGAACCAGGAAAUUCAGAAGUAUCUGUAGUAUGUGAAAAAUUGUGUAAUAAAAAACUUUUUAAAAAGGCUCAUAUACAUCCAUUUCAUGUUUUAAUUGCAUUAGAAACAUAUAAAACAGGUCAUGGGCUCAGCGGAAAACUGAAGUGGUGCCCUGAUGAAGAAAUUCUGAAAGCAUUGGAUGCUGCUUUUUACAAAACAUUCAAGACAGUUGAGCCAGCUGGAAAGCGUUUUUUGCUGGCUAUUGAUGUCAGUGCUUUUAUGAACCAGAGAGUUGUGGGUAGUAUACUUAAUGCUAGUACAGUUGCUGCAAUGAUGUACAUUGUUGUCAGAAGAACAGAAAAAGAUUCUUAUAUAGUUGCCUUCUCAGAUGAAAUGGUACCAUGUCCAGUGACUAUAGAUAUGACCUUACAACAAGUUUUAAUGGCUAUGAAUCAGAUCCCAGCAGGUGGAACUGACUGUUCCUUUCCAGUGAUAUGGGCUCAAAAGACAAAUACAGCUGCUGAUGUCUUCAUUAUAUUCACUGAUAAUGAGACCUUUGCUGGAAGUGUCCAUCCUGCCGUUGCUUUGAGAGAGUAUCGAAAGAAAAUGGGUAUUCCAGCUAAAUUGAUUGUUUGUGGAAUGACAUCAAAUGGUUUUACUAUUGCGGACCCAGAUGAUAGGGGCAUGUUGGUUAAGUGUGGCUUUGAUACUGGAGCUCUGGAUGUAAUUCGAAAUUUCACAUUAGAUGUGAUUUAACCAUAAGCACCAGCAUGAUCUAAGAGGUCCAUGCCAUCAGUGAUCUCACAGAAAAUAUGCAGCUAUUCCCAGCUAAUUGUAAUCCAGUGAAAGAUGGUAAGAUGAUAGUGUAAUAAGUGCAUAAUGGAAAGUUUACCUUACCCAAAAACAAAAAGGAAAGAAAAACAAGAUGAGCCCAAAGUCCUUUCUAACUACUAAGCUAGCUUUUUGGGAAAUCUGUAGCUUUCUCUGUCUACUAGAGAACUUCUUAUUGAUAGACAUUGUAAAAUAAGUAAGUAGCUCAGUAUCAUACCAUGUCACUUGUUUGAGAGGCACUUAAAGUAUUCUCAAAAUGUUUUCAUUGGGAAAGGAUAGCUUUGAUAAUAUAUUAAUUACUCUGAAAUGCACUGGACCAUGUAACUGUGAUGGAAUAUGAAACUCAUUUGCAAACUUUUAUACUGAGGGGGUUUAAAAAAUUUUUUUUGACAUUUGAUUAAAUUGUAAAUGAGUUUUUAAAGACUCCUUUAAGAGUUUUCUAAAAUCAUAUAAACAGUAGCUUUCUUAUUCAGUAAAAAAGAUGUUGUUUCAGUUGUUUUAUUUACAAUUGUAGAAUUAUUAUUAUUAGCCAGAAACAUAAUGGAAACCCCUGAGAAGCAACUCUCAAGUUUGUGUCAGCUGAGGAAGUCUAUUUAAUUUUGUUUUUGUUUUGCUGUAUUUUAUUGCCGUGAGUUGGGGGCAUGACUUGAUGGUUUCUCAUGAACUGUAACAUAGCCACAUGUAAUCACACUUUCUGUGUUUCAUACUCUUAAAUGAAAGCAACUGUUUUAAGCAUUUAACAUCCCCACUCAUAAUCUAAAGUAAGACAAUUAAAUCAACUAUAACCGAGAUCUAAUUUUUUCCUUUAAAAUAAAUAUUCUAAUUACUUUGAA